Vespa velutina is the source of this 801-nucleotide messenger RNA. It is a transcript of the gene NP15.6, whose product is annotated as NADH dehydrogenase [ubiquinone] 1 beta subcomplex subunit 11, mitochondrial. The record is from RefSeq and is a predicted model, not a curated record. NCBI's taxonomy places the organism in Eukaryota, Metazoa, Arthropoda, Insecta, Hymenoptera, Vespidae. The coding region runs from base 229 to 666 and encodes 145 amino acids. The transcript has a single exon.
AACUUCUAGACCUCAAAGGUACGAAGCAUCUGAUCUAAAAAGAGAAUCCAAUAAAUUUGUUCUUUAUGUUUACAUAUGGAACUAGAAUUACCAUCAGAAUUAAUGCCAUUGUACGAUUAUAUUAGACAUUGACUGUCAAAACUGGUGAAAAUAUUUUCGUAUCGCGAUUAAAUCGACCGACGUAUUUGUCAUUUCAACCCUCAAGUCCAGAGUAUAAAUUCAAAGAAAAUGGCUGGGAUUUGCCGAUUAAGUACUUCGCAUGCUUUAAAGAAUGGUAUGAAUUUGUUAAGAUUGCAAAAAAUAACAUGUCGUGCGAUAACUACAUCACCUAAAAAGGAUGAUAGUACUAAUGUAAUAGAGUCACCUGAAAAAAAGAAACGUUGGGUUAGGUAUGGUUUCGAUGAUACAAGUGAAAUAGAUGAUCGACGUAAAAUGCACGAAUUAUUUUUCAUGGGCAUCACGAUUGGUAUGAUAUUGACUGGAUAUGUACUGAUGUAUAAACCUGAUACAUUAUCAUUUGCUACUUGGGCACAACGUGAAGCAUAUUUACAACUUCGAUACAGAGAAGAACAUGGUCUUCCACCCAUCGAUAUGAAUUUAAUAGAUCCUGCUAAAAUAGUGCUUCCUACUGAUGAAGAAUUAGGUGAUACAGAAAUAAUUAUUUAAAAGUAUAUAGUGCUAUUCUGUGUAAUAUGUACUAAUGUAGUUAUGUCAAACAAUGAAUAUCAACAAACCGCAGUUUUUGUUCUAUUCAAUGAUGUUUGUAACAGGCUAUGCAAAUAAAAUAUAAUAAAAAUGGUU